Molecule: messenger RNA, 7333 nt
Organism: Zalophus californianus (California sea lion)
Lineage: Eukaryota; Metazoa; Chordata; Mammalia; Carnivora; Otariidae
Gene: FAM193A
Product: family with sequence similarity 193 member A
Exons: 22
Coding region: 128-4411 (1427 amino acids)
Source: RefSeq, a predicted model, not a curated record
UGAUGAUCCGAAGAAUGGAGGGGAGAAUCCAUAGAACAAAGUCCUCAAGCAGAUGGCGGGGCCUGGUGCAUGAGCAGAGGUUUCACCUAGGCGAGGAGGCGUGUGAUGGACUCCUUUUAAUUUUGGCAUGAAUCAUAGAACACCACCCUACCCCGCUGGAGAUUAUUGUCUUCUGUGCAGAAGUGAGCGGAAAGAUGCUUCGUUCUUAGAGAGUGGAAUUAAGACUGCGAGCAAAUUGGCCCUCUCCAUGGCUCCCAAGGGCAACAGCGUGCUGCACCUGCCACUGUGGGUGUGCCCGGACUGCCGGCGGACUGUGGAAAAGGAGGAGAGGCACAGUGGCCUCGACCAGCCGUCGCAGGGCCAAGACUUUCUUCUUCACUCCCCUCUUGGUGGGUCCCAGCCGGAGGCAGGCGGCGGGAGGCUAGCCCUCAGCGCGCAGACGCUGCCCUCGGCGGGGCUGGGUACUGCCCCCUCGGAUGCCGCGUGCGCCUGUGAGGCCUGCAGCGAGCGCAGAGAGAUUUCGGCAGAGACGGACCGGGAACCUCAGCAGCUGCAGAACUAUUGGUCGGAAGUGCGCUACAUGGUCCGCUGCAUUUACCGCCAGGCGGGGACCCCGCUGGCCGACGACCAAGACCAGAGUCUCGUGCCCGACAAGGAGGGGGUGAAGGAGCUCGUGGAUAGGCUCUGUGAGAGGGACCCCUACCAGCUGUACCAGCGGUUGGAACAACAAGCCAGAGAGUAUGUGCUGGAGAUGAAAGUCCGACUCCUCCGGCAGCUGUCGGCUGCAUCCAAAGUGAAAGCGCCGUCUGCCCUGCAGGGCCCUCCGCAGGCACACCAGUUCAUCUCUCUCCUUCUCGAGGAGUAUGGCGCCCUCUGCCAGGCAGCACGCACCAUCAGCACCUUCCUUGGCACGCUGGAAAAUGAACACUUGAAAAAGUUCCAGGUGACAUGGGAACUGCAUAAUAAGCAUCUGUUUGAAAAUCUGGUCUUUUCGGAGCCACUUCUCCAGAGCAACUUGCCAGCACUGGUGUCGCAGAUCAGGCUGGGAACCACGACACAUGACACGUGCAACGAGGACACGUACAGCACCUUGCUGCAGCGGUACCAGCGCUCCGAAGAGGAGUUGCGCAGGGUGGCCGAGGAGUGGCUGGAGUGCCAGCAAAGGAUCGAUGCCUACGUCGACGAGCAGAUGACAAUGAAAACGAAACAGCGCAUGCUGACGGAGGACUGGGAGCUUUUCAAACAGAGGCGAUUCAUUGAAGAGCAGCUGACCAAUAAGAAAGCAGUCGCCGGUGAGAACAACUUCACGGACGCCAUGAGGCACAUGCUGUCCUCCCGGCUGAGCAUGCCCGACUGCCCCAACUGCAACUACAGGAGAAGAUGUGCUUGUGAUGACUGCAGCCUCUCACACAUCCUCACUUGUGGUGUCAUGGACCCCCCCGUCACUGGCGACAUCCACAGUCACCAGCUGCCCCUCCAAGUGGAUUCUGCUCCCGACUAUCUCACUGAGAUGCGCCCACCUAGCGUGUCCUCAGCAAGCUCAGGGUCAGGUUCCAGCUCUCCCAUUACAAUUCAGCAACAUCCCAGACUCAUCCUCACAGACAAUGGCUCUGCACCAACUUUUUGUAGUGAUGAUGAAGACGUUGCACCACUGUCAGCUAAGUUUGCUGAUAUUUAUCCACUGAGUAACUACGAUGAUACUGAGGUGGUGGCCAAUAUGAAUGGAAUCCACAGCGAAUUGAAUGGUGGCGGGGAAAACAUGGCUCUGAAAGAUGAGUCCCCUCAGGUAAGCAGUACCAGUAGUAGCUCCUCAGAGGCUGACGACGAAGAGGCGGAUGGCGAGAGCAGUGGGGAGCCGCCAGGAGCCCCAAAGCAAGACGUAGCUCUAAGCAAUGGGAGUCCCAGGAAAGAGGAAAGUAAAGUGGACAGUCCACCCCCAUCUUACCCUACUCAGCAGCCUGAACAAGCUCCGAACACUUGUGAAUGUCAUGUUUGUAAACAGGAAGCUUCCGGACUCACGGCAUCAGCAAUGACCGCAGGAGCCCUCCCCGCAGGCCAUCAGUUCCUGAGCCCAGAGAAGCCCACCCACCCUGCUUUGCAUCUUUACCCCCACAUCCAUGGACACGUGCCUCUGCACGCGGUCCCACACCUGCCCCGCCCUCUCAUCCACCCCACCUUGUAUACGGCGCCCCCCUUCACACACAGUAAGGCUUUACCGCCAGCACCUGUUCAGAAUCACACAAAUAAGCAUCAGGUAUUCAAUGCAUCUCUUCAAGACCAUAUUUAUCCAAGCUGUUUUGGGAAUACUCCAGAGUGGAAUAGUUCUAAAUUUAUAAGUCUUUGGGGAUCAGAAGUGAUGAAUGAUAAGAACUGGAAUCCUGGCACUUUCUUGCCAGAUACAAUUUCUGGGAGUGACAUAUUAGGACCAACACUCUCAGAAACAAGACCCGAAGCCCUUCCGCCUCCGUCUAGCGGUGAAACGCCUGUAGUUUCCGAGAGCAAGGAGAAAAAAAACGCCGCAAAAAAGAAAUGCUUGUAUAAUUUCCAAGAUGCUUUCAUGGAAGCAAACAAAGUUGUGAUGGCCACGUCGUCAGCCACCUCCUCCGUGUCCUGCACGGCCACCACGGUGCAGUCCAGCAACAGCCAGUUCAAAGUGUCGUCCAAGAGGCCUCCUUCCAUAGGUGAGGUGUUCCACGGUGUCAACAAGGAGGACCACAGACACGCGGUGCCGGCCGCCCCGAGGAACAGCCCCACAGCCUUGGCGCCGCUUCCCGCCCUCGCCCCUGCCGCGCUCGCCCCGGCCUCCUCGCCUCACCUCGCAAGUCUUGCAGCCCCGUCCUUCCCCAGCACUGCUGCCCCGUCCCCCGGGUUUGUGGAGCCGCGCAAGAGCUUCUGUCCUGCUCCGGGAGCGCCCCCACCCCCCGCAACCGAUGGCUCCAUCAGCGCUCCCCCCAGCGUCUGCAGCGACCCCGACUGUGAGGGCCACCGCUGCGAAAACGGCGUGUAUGACCCGCAGCAGGACGACGGGGACGAGAGCGCCGACGAGGACAGCUGUUCUGAGCACAGCUCCAGCACGUCUACCUCCACCAACCAGAAGGAGGGCAAGUACUGUGACUGCUGCUACUGCGAGUUCUUCGGGCACGGCGGGCCUCCAGCUGCGCCGACAAGUAGAAAUUACGCAGAGAUGAGGGAGAAGCUCCGUUUGCGGCUGACCAAGAGGAAAGAAGAGCAGCCUAAAAAGGCGGACCAGCUCUCGGACAGAGAGAGUGUGGUUGACCAUCGAAGGGUGGAAGACUUGCUACAGUUCAUAAACAGCUCAGAGACCAAGCCCGUGAGCAGCACUCGAGCCGCCAAGCGAGCCAGACACAAGCAGAGGAAGUUGCUGCUUCUUCUCGCAUCACAGCUGGAGGAGAAAGCUCGCCUGGAAGCAGAGGCCCGGGCCCGGGAGCACCUGCACCUCCGCGAGGAGCAGCGACGGCAGCAGGAGGAGGAGGAGUUUCAGCGGCUCCAGGAGCUUCAGAAGCUGAGGGCUGCGAAAAAGAAGAAGAAGGAGAGGCCGAGUAAAGACUGUCCCAAGUUGGACAUGCUUGCUAGAAACUUCCAGGCAGCAGCAGAGUCCGUACCCAACUCUGAAAACAUACACAAUGGCUCACUAGAGCAACUGGAAGAACCAGAAACCUCCUCUCACUCUCCUUCCAGACAUGGGGACCACACAGAGCCCAGGCCAGGGCCGGCGGCCAACGGGGAUGCUGCCAGCCCCGCGGACUCCAGAGACUCCACGCUCCUCCUCCCAAAGGAGGCCAGUGCGAAGCGGCAGGAGCCACUGUCUUUUCUCCUUGACAUAAUGCAGCACCACAAGGAGGGGAACGGCAAGCAGAAGCUCAAACAGACCAGCAAGGCCAGCAGCGAGCUGCUGAGGAAGCCAGCCGAGCCCCCCAAAGCCUCCGAGGGCCAGCCCAGACCCCGGCCCCAGACCGAGUCAAAGGCAAAAGUGCUUGACUUCACUUCCCUGGCGGAGCACAAAAGGGAGGACAGAAAAGUGAACAGUAACAACAAUAACAAAAAGCAGCUGAACCACGUCAAGGAAGAGAGGUUGAAUCCGGCCCCCCCAGAGCCUGCCUCCCCCAGUGAGCACCCUCAGGACAGCAAGCUGGUGCUGGCGGACUCUCCGCAGCCUAAGGGCAAGAGCAAGAAAAAUAGGAAGAAGAAAGGAGACAGAGUCAGCAGUUCAAUCGAUGAUGUCUUUCUGCCUAAAGAUAUCGACCUAGACAGCGUGGAUAUGGAUGAGACAGAGAGGGAAGUGGAGUAUUUCAAAAGAUUCUGUCUGGAUUCCGCUAGACAGACCCGACAAAGACUGUCCAUCAACUGGUCCAAUUUUAGCUUGAAAAAAGCCACUUUUGCUGCCCACUGAAUGAGGACCGCCUGGAGAGGGACGCGCGGGAGGUGGGCCAGGCCCCGGAGCCGCAGCGCCGGCCCAGGGCCGGGCCGGGUGGGCUGCCGCCCCCGAGAGCCCCAGACCGAGGACUCGCUGCUCGGCCCGCGCCGGGAGCUCGUGUGCGUGUGUCUGUGAGUGAGGCGUUGAGCACGGCGCCGUGCUGUCGGAUUGGAACAGUGGCUCCUGCCGGUUCUCCACCCCGCGGCCCGGGAGCCUGGGUCGUGGCCAGAGACGCGUUUCAUCAUCCACGUGGCUCGUUGCCUCUGCAUCUCGCCCUGUCCUGUCAUCUGUCCCCGCCAGGGCACUGCCGUCACUCAGCUCUCGUGUGCCCUGCACCCCACCCGAGGCGGGCUGGGCGGGCAGGCGCUCUUCCGUUCUCCUCCACAAUCUACUGUCUACGAGUGUACACGUUGCGCUGUUUGUGUCUGACCCCCUGACUUGUAGCCAGCUUGUGUAAGAUCCCUUGCAGAAUGAGAAAGUUCAAAAACAAAACCCCACCCAGUACUCACACCAUCAAGUCUGUUAGAGAGUGUACGACUGUAUUAACACGGAGGCCUGCCUGGCUACUUUUUUAACAUAUUGUUAAGUAAUAUUAAAAUCAUGUCUUUCUUUUUGAAAGAUGGAAUACAUUAGUACAGCAGAAGACCUCGUCUGGUUGCUUUCUGCUGGGGGCGGUGUGGUGCCGGGGGCGGGGCAGGGCACGGGGCGAGUGGGGGGCAGUGCCCCCCAAGGGAAACCUGGGCCACCAGCCUUGGAGCAUCUCCCGGGUCACCCCUGGCAGCAGUUUAGGGGUACUGGCACCCCCACCAUCCUCCAUGCAGCAGUGUAUCCGGGGCCUUCCGCGUGCCAGGCAAGGCCAGGCCCAGGACAGAGCCCAGCCCGGCGCUCGAGAGGGUUUGGUGAGAGAGCAGUGGUAACCCCAAGCAGCAGCAGCGGGGUGGAGGCGGAGCAGGGGUCCCCGCCUUCUAACCUCCGGGGCAGGGGACGCAGAGCAGGUGGGCCGGAGGGGCAGCAGCCUGGGACUACAUAGAGCCCCAUGGGCAGGUGCUUGUCCAGUGCGGCGGGGGGAGGGGGCGAUCUCAGACGAGACCAUGAAGAGUCACAGGUGUUCGCUUGGGUUUAAACGAGGAACGACACCGGCAGGAUUUAGGACGAGAGUGGGGAUGCUGCCCGGAUUCCUUUCCUCUGCGGUCGGUCCAGGCCGUUGGCAGGAGUCCCUGGCGGAGCCGCCGCCCGGUCGCCGCCGUCCUGCCACCCACCUCCCAGAGCACUGCGGAGCCGCACUGCUCCCGCCACCUCUCGGGAAGCCUUGUGUGCAGCCGCAGGGCUGGGGCGUGUCCCCGCUUCCCUGUGGAGACCGGGCGAGAGGAAGCGGCCUCUGGAAACAUUCUGCCGGUUCCGUCCACAGCACUUCUGGACGGGCGGGAUGCAGGUAGCAGAGGGAGGAGGCAAGAGGGGCUCCCGGGCUGUGGUCUGAGCCCCGGGCGAGGUGGGGCUGCCCGCCCUGGAGCAGGGCUCAAGUCUGAGGUGCCCACCAGACACCCCCCCCCCCCAGGUGAGAUGUCUGGCAUAUUGGGAAUUGCUGUUCGUGGACAGAAGGCCACCCCGGAGCAAGUGCGGACAGGUCAGGGGUCCGGGACCCAGAACCAGUGUGCAGGGUGGCAGGAGGAGGGCAGCCUGGAGGACACGGCGGGGGGGGAGACUGGCCGUGGCAGGGCUGCCGUGGUCAAGGUGCGCUCCAGGGACGGGCCCAGGGCUCUCGACACUGGAGGGUCCUUGACCACAGCCCAGUGGGAGCUGGUUUGCAGGAAAACAAGGGUGGGAACGGCAGGGCCUGGGAAUAGGAGACGGGGCAAGAGGCCGGCUGGCUGGUUUUGCUUUUUCUCUGACUAGGUGGGGCGAACAAGCGUACCGCUCUGCCCGUGGGAUGACCCUGCAAAGCGAGGAACGGGCUGGGCAGUGACCGCAGCGGGAGCCGCGUCCUCGAAAGCCCCCGAUGUGCCUCCAGGACUCUCAAGCCCAGGCCUGGGCCUCCACCCCCCUGAUGGGGAAACCGAGGCCCAAGGUGCUUCUGCGGGACACCCAGCUCCAGUGCUCCUGUCUUCACGGGGCCUAGACCCGGGCGCCAGCCCCUGGGGGAGCCUCAGACCACACGCUGGAGCAUCACCUCCUUUACACGGUAACGGCAAUCGUGAGAUGAAAUCAAAUAACGAUGGCUAGAAAAGAAGCAGUUAAAAGUGUCUUUUUAUUGAACUUUGUCUACAUGCUCAUGCUAUUAAACCAAAACAUCAUCAAAAGGAGUAUUGUACCAGAAAGGAUGAACGUUUCUUCAUUUCAUUGAUAAAGGAGAAGAAACUUACCUCACAGGUCCCACUGUUUCUGUUUUAAACACAACAAAAGGUCACCCACAGAAUGACCAGAAUUGAAGUAACUUGAGUCCCGGUUCCUCGUCUUCCCGGUGACAGGCGGUCGUUGUCCCGGAUCCACUAUGAAAACGUAAAGCAUAAGCACCGAGGGCUGGGAGGCGAGGCGCGCGGAGAAAUACUGUGCGCCUCCGAACCGUCAAGAACUUAGGCCCGACACAAACUGCGCGCCGCCGGGCGCCCGCCGUGCCCGGGAGCCGUCCACAUGGUCUUCCGUGGAGCAGCCGGCGUAGUUACGGGGAAGAGUCCCAAACACGUGCCGGCGGCACCCGUGAGGGAGGAACUGCCACGGAGACUGUGCCCCUGCCACGCACAACUGUAAAACCGAGGAAGGUGUUUAAACAACGUUUUUGGGUGUUGGGGGAAACACAGCACGUGGCGGUGUUUUCUGAGUGAAGGGGAGGAAACCAGGUAAGCCUCUUGGCGCCCCAGCUUCCAGCCUGGAGGCAGUUUCCAGGCCCAGGAUGGGCGGGGG